Molecule: messenger RNA, 495 nt
Organism: Soboliphyme baturini
Lineage: Eukaryota; Metazoa; Nematoda; Enoplea; Dioctophymatida; Soboliphymatidae
Source: the annotation of a GenBank genome assembly
AUGAAAGGGACAGCAAGUCAGGACACUGAGGCAUCUUCCUCAGAGGGCGACAGGUCGUCAUCGGCCAGGGAACAAGCCGGUCAGAGGCUGACCAUGCGAGAGUUCGAGCGGGAGCGCAGAGUGGCUCUGAAGGAGCAAAAUCGACUGAACCUGAUGAUCACCAAGUCGAGCCUAAGUGUUAGUCCAGGGGCGGAAAUUACCCCUGGCCGUAAGCACCAGUGGCUACGCCGUCGAAACGCCUCUUAUGGAGAGAAUGCCGACGUCGCCUUACAAACAUCUCCUUCCAGUCCACCGAUCGUGAUCACGGAGCCAUGGGAGGACCAGGACCAGAAAGGUAGCCUGCCACUGCAAGCAAAUUAUGCUUUUGUGUACAUGAAAUGCAACUGUUUGCUGUUUUCAUGCUUUUUCGACUUUCUACUGGUGGGAGUAAAAACCGGGACAAUGCACAUACUUCAUAUCAGUGUUAUUUGCAUCAGGAACGUCAACGUGUCAUAA